ACGCGGCGGCGGGAGCAUGUGCUGCGCUCUUGCGGAAGAGCGCCACACUCCGAGCGGGGCCGGGUGACGCCACGAUUUUUCCUCCCCCCCCACGAACAAUAACCGACAUCGACCGAAUUUUUAUUUUUAUUUUUUGUUGAAAGUUUUUCGUUUCCCGCGCUCGAUGUAGAAACGUUUAUUCCUCGUCUUUGGGUCGCUCUCCGAUGCUCAAGAGUGUCUGUUGCCGUGACUCGGCGGCAUUCCGAGUAAUCACGCUGACUCAGCCGGUGAGCUAACGCGUGUUCGGGCGUUUUGGCGAAUAACUGCUGUCACGUGACUUCGACUGAGGUGACGUCCGCUCGAAAAAAAAAAACUCCGGAAGCCUAACAAUGGAUUACGGAUUCCUGAAGUGUCUUCAAAUUGCCGGCCACUAGUUUGGAUGCUCGUCUGAAGGAGUAGCACCUCAUCUAGAAAGACACCGGAUACUUGUUGCCCAUGAAGUACAGAAAAUAACGCGGGAUGCGCUGGUUCAGGAAGACGUGCGACUCGCCGCGGCUGCUGAGCCUGUCGCCGCUGCGCUACUCGGCGGCGGGCGAGGGAGGCGGCGGGGCGGGGCCGGGGGCCGCCCCCGACCCCGGCUGCUACAUCCAGCCGCAGGAGCACUUCUCCCGGUCCGACAUGUCCCCGGUGAGGUGGCGGCGCGGCGAGGCCUACGCCCUCCGGGACGAGCGCCCGCUGAUGUCCCCGCGCCGCGCCCGGCGCCCCGCCUCGCCCCCGGCGGCGGCGGCGGCGGCAGCGUCGCGCGAGAAGCGCAACCCCCUGCUGGACCGCGUCAAAAACACCCGCCUCUCGUGCUUCCGCUCGCCGGCUCCGGCGCGGGCCGACGACGGGGCGGGCUCCCGGGGCGAAGUCCACGACGACGCCGAGGAGCUGUUGGGCCGCGAGUUGGAGCCGACCUCGCCGCCGCGACAGCGCGGGCGCUUCCAGCCCUCCGACUCCAACGAGAACGUCGUGUACUUCAGCCCCGACGACGACGACGACGACGGGGACCCCGCGACGCCGCCCGCCGUCGACAUCGGCGACCCCGCGGGGUCGGGCAGGUCCCGGUGGAGGCAGCGCGCAACCAGGGACUCGUCCUGCCUGUCGGCGAAGCUGCGCGCCAUGUCGGAGCGCUACCUGAGGUCGUCGACGAGCCGGUUCCUGGCGAAGCUGUACCGGCAGGCGGGCGCCGACCCGGGGGACGCCAGGCGCCGCGGCAAGACGACCCCGGCGGCGGCGGCGGCGACGACGACGACGACGGCGCGAGCCAAGCUGCGCAGCUUCUCGUACGGCGCGCUGCCGGGCGUGGCCGAGUUCCAGCGGCGCCACAACCCGCUCUACCGCGAGGACGACGACGACGACGACUACGAGGAGGAGGCGGCGGAGGGCGAGCAGGACUGCGACAGCGGCAUCAUCGUCAACGGCUCGGCCAACUCGUCGGUGCUGGAGGCGGCGUCGGCGUCGCCGCCGCAGGCCUGCCGGGACUUCGCGCACGCGCGCAGCGCGUCCCAGGAGCAGCGGCGCGUCGUGUCCAUGUGCACGCAGACGGAGGCGCGGCGGAGGUCGUCCUGCGCCGAGCCGCCGCCCCCGCCGCCCCCGCCGCCCCCGGGCGAGGCGCCGGCGCCGCGGCGCGAGCUGAAGGUGGUGCGGCUGUGGCGCGACGACGCGGCCGAGGAGCUGGGCGUGUUCAUCGCCAAGACGGCGGCCGGCGGCGAGGGCGCCUGCGGCUACGUGGUGGCGCACGUGGUCCCGGGGGGCGUGGCCGACAGGGACGGCACGCUGAGGGUCGGCGACGAGAUCGUGAACGUGAACGGCCGCCGGCUGCGCGGCCUCACGAUGGGCGGCGCGCGCGAGGCGCUGGGCGCCGGCCGCCACGAGGUGGACCUGGUGAUCGCGCGCCGCCCCCGGGGCCCUCCCCCCGCCGCCAUGCCCGAGAGCUCCGUGGACUACGAGAACGUGGUCCUGCUGCCGCCACCGCCGGCGCAGCGGGCGGACUCGUCGUGCGGCAGCAGCAGCGUGUCAUCCUCGUGCAGCGGGCAGCCAGACUCGCUGGAGGACCGGCGGCCCCGGCUCGGCUCGGACCGCGACGAGGUGUUCGCCGGCGCGACCCCGCGCUGCGUCCGGCGGCGCCAGCACUUCCAGAAGAACCGCCGCUGCGUGGUGAGCUGCUCCGAGGACCCGGCCCGGGGCAGGAUCGCCUCGACCACCUCCGCGGCCUCUUCGACGACGCCCGGGCCGGAGGCAACCCCUACGUCCACCACCUUCUGCACGCUGCCCCGCCGGCCGCGCUCCACCGUCUGCAGCUUCCACACAGUGAUCUUCGAGAAGGGCCCCGGCAGGAAGGGGCUGGGGUUCACCAUCGUGGGCGGCAGCGACUCACCCCGCGGCGCGCUCGGCAUCUUCGUCAAGAGCAUCCUGCCCAGCGGCCAGGCCGCCGACGACGGCCGGCUGCGAGCAGGAGACGAGGUGCUGGCGGUGAACGGCCAGGUCUGCCACGACCUGAGGCACGCAGAGGCUGUGGCUCUCUUCAAGAAGAUCAAGUCUGGACCAGUGGCCUUGCACGUUUGUCGCCGUGUCCGCACCAGAGAUGCAUCGGCCAAAGCGAAGUCGUGCACAGACCUGAUCCACGCGGCAGAUGCAGAGCAGUGACAUCGAUGCUACGAACGAAGAAACUACGUACGAAUGUGCAGCCGAUUUGAGAAGAGAUGUGCGUACCGUCGAACCAAAGAAACAACAUUGUGUCCCCGUGUGGCGCGGUGGGGGAACAUUCUCUAACGUGCUAUUAGGGGUUGCGGGAGAGAUAUUUCUCACAGACCUUCAAGUAAAAUGUUCAUAAGCUAGGCAGCUAGAAAUAAUUCACAAUAAUGUUGUGGAUUCUGAGUAGAAAAGUUUACCCUGCUGAUGUAUCUCUACGUCCUGAAAGUGUGCUGAUCAGUGAAGCAUAAAGCCUGUGCAAUUUGGAUUGUACAGUUAAGUUAUGCUGUUUUUUUUUUUCAAAAGACAUUAGUAAUUAAAAAUUUAGAAACAUUCACUGGUUAUGGACCACACACUUGUUACUGUUAACAUUAUGAGUAAUUUAAUUGUGUGUUAAAUUAUUGUUCUACGUAAUCAGCUUGUGAAUGUGAAUUAGUGUUAUAAUUGUAUGAAAAUAUUUUAUUACCAGUUACCAUCAUAAACGAAACUGCUUAUUUCAAAUGCAUUAUUUUUGUUUUCCUUCUUACAGCUCUUAUUUGAAAUUUGAUGAACUAAUUUUUUAUUUUAUUUUUUAAUUCUCUUAGUAAUUUAUGGGAAUUCAUCAAUAAAUUUACUUGACCUAAAUGUCUGAGUGAGAAACUGACUUUGUAAAUAAAUAUUUUUUUAAAAU
This is a messenger RNA of Bacillus rossius redtenbacheri, 3382 nucleotides long. Its product is annotated as ligand of Numb protein X 2-like. NCBI's taxonomy places the organism in Eukaryota, Metazoa, Arthropoda, Insecta, Phasmatodea, Bacillidae. Gene Ontology annotation, molecular function: protein binding. The coding region runs from base 499 to 2667 and encodes 722 amino acids. The transcript has 8 exons. The record is from RefSeq and is a predicted model, not a curated record.